AUGCGUGUACCCAUAGUAUAUUGCAUCGUUAGCUACGGUUUCCCUGGCGUAGCAAAUCCAGUCUGGUAUUUAAACACCAAAAUUGGCUCACCUGAAGCAUGGAACCACCGAGACUGUUACACAGCGUCUGAGGUGCAUAUGUAUCCUGCAAAAGUUGGCAUUUACACCGGAGGGCAAGAUGACGCGCCAACGAAUGGGAAGAACUUGGUCUCAGGGGACUCCUGUGAACCCAUCGACGCUUCGCCGGAGCCAGUCCAAACUAAAGCAAACGAUACGUCGGACGAAGUAUCUGCAUCACCUGUUCAGCGAAAAGUCUGGAAUGAUGCCUACAAAGGCUUAAAAGACGAAAACAGAAAAACGAUGGCCAAGUUCGAAGCAAUAAUGAGGAAGAGCUCUACAUCUACUUCUUCAACUUCUCCACAAAACAAAGAGCUGGUACACCCCGAAGACGUUUGGAAUCUAAUGACGAGAUUUGUUCGGUCCCAAGUGCAAAAAACAGAAAGACUGGAUAAACACCUGGGGACAAUCGAGAACGUGGCUCGCAUCGCCGAAGGUAUUACCGAGUUGAUCAAAGGACCUCUUGAGUCUGUUCCCCAAGCUGGCCCUCCAAUCGCAGCCCUAGGUCUGGUCAUCGUGUCAAAGCUCGUCGCGAAUCCAGCAUCGGAGCGAAAGGCGAACCGACAAGGCCUUGUGUAUGUGCAAAAGAAAUUAGCAUGGUACUGGGAGCUAUCCGACUUCUUGCUCCAGGAUAUCGAUUCGAUGAAAGGUCUAGGGCAAAACCUCAGGCUUUUCAUUGUUGAUCUUUACCAGAAAUUUCUACUGUAUCAGGUUGAAUCCGUUCUUAUGAUUCAAAGGAAUCGGUUCGUCAGUUGGCUUCAAGACUUGAUCAAAUGGAAAGACUGGGCCGGAAAGCUGUCGGAUAUCCAAAAGGCUGAACAGAAAGUCACUCAAUGCAUCAGUGAAUAUACACAGAUGAAGGAGAGUCAAGAAAAGCGAGAAGCUCGAGACCGGGAAUGUCGUGAUGCGCUUGGUUCCGAUGUACCCGAUCCCCAAAUCCAACUCGAGAGAAUCAAAAUGGACAAGGGCGGCCUCUACAUGGAAUGUUCUGAGUGGCUAUUCCACAGCAACCAGUUCCAAACGUUUCUUGACAAACCAGAGCAACAAAUCUUUUGGAUCACGGGCGAUGCUGGAAAGGGCAAGACGAUGCUUCUAUGCGACAUUAUUGACCGGCUCAAGUCCUCUCGUGGCAAGACGACAAGAAUAUUCUAUUACUUCUGCGAGGCUAGAAACUCCGAAUCAGAGUUGUCCAAGACAGCUGCGUUGAGAGGUCUUAUUGGGGCAAUUGCCUUUGAAUCUGACAAAUACCUUGAUCAACUCCGGAAAAGUCUUGACAAGAACCAAAAUGCUUUUAAAGGCGUUGGCGGGGGCGUCGCAAUUGCUGCCCGGGACACACUUAGAUCCAUUUUAAGUGAUGAAAGUCUCAAGGGAGCCAUUAUAUGCAUUGACGGACUUGAUGAGUGUGGCCAAGAUAUCGGCCUUGUUCUCGAAUUGAUCACAGAAAACCCCAAUAUCAAAUGGGUGGUAUCGAGUCGUACUGGCACCUUAUCUGUGGAAAGAAAACUUCGAAACUAUUCUACCUGCGUGAAGCUGUCGCUGGAAGAUGUCCAACCGGCAGUUUCAGGAGCCGUCGAGAGAUUUGUUCGGUCAAAGAUGAAAGAAUUAGCCGAGCAUUGGAACCUAGGGCCAAACACUCGAAAAAUGAAGGGUCUUCAGGAUGAACUUAUUAAACGCGCCGAGGGCACCUUUCUGUGGGUUGCCUUGGCCUUCGCAGAGUUGAAAAAUCUUCGAUGCUACACGUCUGCACCCAAGAUAUUGAACCGCCUGCCGGCGGGUAUAGAUGCCCUGUAUGGGAGGAUGCUUGCAACGAUCCUUAAUAGCCCAGAAGUGGAUAUAUUCAAGUAUAUUCUUAGCCUUUGCCUCGUUGCACAUCGCCCUCUUACCGUCAAUGAAUUUCCAAUGCUUCUAAGGCCCGAAUUUCUAUGGGGACCAGCCGAAGCUGGCCACGGGGAUUGGAAGACAAUGAUUGAAGGAUGCGGAAACCUUUUACGGAUAUCUUCUACAUCGGAGACGGUUAGCUUUGUUCAUUACUCUGCCAAGCAAUUUCUUGAAGAGCAUGCGAGGGACACACUGCCCCAAAGUGGCAUUGAUCAAAGCAUAUUCACUCAAAGUAUUUGCCUCAUGAGGACUGUCCUCCACCGCGACAUGUGGUGUUUGAGGCAUCCAGGAGCAGCCCAAGGCGAUCCGCCCAAAUUCGACCGCCUGGAAUCUAUUUCAUAUGCUUGCACCUUCUGGGGCAACCACCUUGGUACCCAUACCUGGACAGGAAUCAACUCCUCUGAGGCCGGAGAAGUUGAGGAGCAGAUAUUGAGCUUCCUUUCCCAACAUUUCCUUCAUUGGAUCGAGGCUCUAAGUCUAUUGGGCGUGUUGUCGGAGGGUGCCAUGAUGCUGUAUCACAUGAGAAACUUUGCCGUAAAUCAUCAGAUGAAGGGACUGUCUGACUUUCUUGAGGACGCCUACAGGUUCUUUCUUCGCUUCAGAGAGCCCAUAGCUGUGGCCCUGUUGCAGGUUUAUACGUCUGCAAUAAUUUUCAGUCCUUCAACAAGUCAAAUCAGCAAAUACUUCAAUCACCAUUAUCCUAAAUGGGCAAAUAUAACGUCUCCUAACCAUGAUAUUUCUCAGUGGCCCUCAUGCCUUCUGCUGAUAGAAGAGUUUCCAGCUGGUCCUGGUGCAAAGUUGGCAUACAAUCAGAACGGAACUUGGCUACUUUCCACAAAUUAUGAAUGGAUUCAGAUUAUAGACACAAUUACAGGUGCUCGUAUCCGCCGAACUUUCCACCCCAAAGAUGACGUUGUAGCCAGUUACAGACUAUCAAAAGACACUACAAAGUUUGUUUCGGCUAGUGCUCGUGUGCAAAGGAAUUUGAGGCUUCUUGACGUUGUAAAUGGAUCGUGGAUUGAGCUACCUCAGGGAGACGAUAUUUUCCAUCGCUUGGACUUCUCUUAUGACUCAAAAUUGUUGGCCGGAGUAUCAAAAGCUUCCAUCAGAAUAUGGGACACGGAGCAAGGCGAGCUCGUCUCACGACGCACGUUAGAAUCGGAAAUUAGUGGAGAUCCUAUAUUUCUCGGAAGUAGCACAAUGAUUGCGGUUCAACUCAUCGAUAAAAGUAUCGAAAUCCUGGAAGCACAGACGGGAGAGAGGUGUUGUGGACUGCAGACAGGAUUUGACAUUGAUCGGCUAGUGUCAUUCCCCCGUGAUUCGUCGAGACUAAUUUUAGUCACAACGGGACGAGAAUUGUAUCAGUGGAAUAUUGGAACUAGGGAAGCAGUUAAGAUGAUGGAUGAACUAGUGUCCAAUGAUAUGGGAAAUGUUGUUGCGAUUUCCCCAAGCGAGAGGAUCGUCGCUGUCCUUGGGAAGGAACCGUAUCUAUACAUCUUAGAUACCUCUGGACGUGAGCGCUUGGUGCUCAAAGAAUCGUGGUUCUAUGGGCCUUUGGCGUUUUCUGAUGAUGGCAGUUUGCUUGCCGUGUCAACAGGACAUCAUAAGAUGUGGGUUUGGAACACUACUUCGCGUACGUGGACUUUUCAAUUUGAAGGCCACGAUAGCUUCGUUUCAUCAUUGGCAUUUUCCCCUGAUGCCAAGUAUUUGGCAUCAUGUAGUCCGACUCCGUUUACGCGUUUUAAUAAAAAGAGAGGGUACACUAAAAUCUGGGCCCUCGAAGCUCCCAGGAGAGGAGUUGGGGACGAACAGUAUGAGGGCGGCAAAAUAUCCGACGUUUACUUUUCUCAGGACAACAAAUGGAUCGCUGCAGUAUCUGAUGAAUCGAAAGUAGAUUUGUGGUCAAGCUCCGGACAUUUCGAGAGACUUCUCCGGGAUAACAAGCGUGAUGAAGUGGCAACACUCAAAUUUUCAUGGGACAGCACGAAACUUGCAUUUUUGACGCGAGGGGGAAGCGUGGGAAUUUGCGAACUCGAAAAAGGCUGCUGUGUGGAAAUCAAUGCCUUCAGCUUCUCUAGAAAUGAUGGACUUCUCGCUGCGUCGCACUACACACAACUGAAAGUAUUUGACGUCAGAGCUACCGAUUCUCAAGCGCUGAAAAGGACUCCCCAAAGCUGCGCGGACUCCAAUAACACAUUAGAACUAAAGGCAACAUGUGAUUGCGGUUGGUUCUCGCCUAUGAGAGGCAUUCGCUGCAUCGCUUUGUCUGAUACUUGGGUCGCGGGGUUCUAUGAAUAUAGGGAUAUUUUGCUAUGGGAUGUUGACACUGGCCAGCGGAUCAAACGAAUUUCCUUAAAAAAAGAUCUAAGCUUGCGUAUUAUUUCAAUUGAUUUGAGGAGUAUCGGAGGCAGCACUCAAAUUUUUUCAACUAACGACAGGUCUUGUCUAAGGAUCAUGGAAGCCUCUUCCGGCCACAUCGUCAAGGAUAUACACAUACCCCUACUAGAGAGGAUUACCUGCAAUCAGGAUGACCCUACACAGCUCUUUACAAAUUUGGGUAGAAUCGAUCUCACGCAAUUUGAUUCAAAUGACUCUGAGGACCCAAACGGGGUCAGGUUUCAAGGAUAUGGGUCGUCAACUAACUGGGUUUUCAAGGAUGGGAAGAGGAUUCUUUGGCUGCCUCCAGACUACCGCAUCCAUUCAAUCGGCAGAAAACAGGUUGCUAUUGGCUGCCCAGGAGGUUUUCUGUUAUGUAUUGCCUUUUCUGAUGAUAUUUCUAGCUUUUUCGACUCGCUUGAGUCUGAAAGGCCCGGGGUCGUCACUUAUUUACCUGAGUAA
Molecule: messenger RNA, 4833 nt
Organism: Metarhizium acridum CQMa 102
Lineage: Eukaryota; Fungi; Ascomycota; Sordariomycetes; Hypocreales; Clavicipitaceae
Source: RefSeq, a predicted model, not a curated record